Molecule: messenger RNA, 4498 nt
Organism: Oryzias latipes (Japanese medaka)
Lineage: Eukaryota; Metazoa; Chordata; Actinopteri; Beloniformes; Adrianichthyidae
Source: RefSeq, a predicted model, not a curated record
UUAAGCCCCGUGUUUGGACCAGUUCUGUCCAAAUGUUUGGGACCAGUUUGGACCAGUGCUGUCCAUACGUCUGGAGACUUGGACCAGUUCCAAACGUCUGGGACCAGUUUGGACCAAUUCUGUCCAAACGUCUGGGACCAGUUUGGACCAGUUCUGUCCAAACGUCUGGGACCAGUUUGGACCAGUACUCUCCAAACAUCUGGGACCAGUUUGGACCAGUUCUGUGCAAACGUCUGGAGACUUGGACCAGUUCUGUCCAAACGUCUGGGACCAGUUUGGACCAGUACUCUCCAAACAUCUGGGACCAGUUUGGACCAGUUGUGUCCAAACGUCUGGGACCAGUUUGGACCAAUUCUGUCCAAACGUCUGAGACCAGUUUGGACCAGUUCUGUCCAAACGUCUGCGACCAGUUUGGAACAGUUCUGUCCAAACGUCUGGGACCAGUUUGGACCAGUUCUGUCCAAACAUCUGGGAACAGUUUGGACCAGUUCUGUGCAAACGUCUGGAGACUUGGACCAGUUCUGUCCAAACGUCUGGGACCAGUUUGGACCAGUUCUGUCCAAACGUCUGGGACCAGUUUGGACCAGUUCUGUGCAAAGGUCUGGAGACUUGGACCAGUUCUGUCCAAACGUCUGGGACCAGUUUGGACCAGUACUCUCCAAACAUCUGGGACCAGUUUGGACCAGCUGUGUCCAAACGUCUGGGACCAGUUUGGACCAAUUCUGUCCAAACGUCUGGGACCAGUUUGGACCAGUUCUGUCCAAACGUCUGGGACCAGUUUGGACCAGUUCUGUCCAAACAUCUGGGACCAGUUUGGACCAGUACUCUCCAAACAUCUGGGACCAGUUUGGACCAGUUCUGUGCAAACGUCUGGAGACUUGGACCAGUUCUGUCCAAACGUCUGGGACCAGUUUGGACCAAUUCUGUCCAAACGUCUGGGACCAGUUUGGACCAGUUCUGUCCAAAAGUCUGGGACCAGUUUGGACGAAUUCUGUCCAAACGUCUGGGACCAGUUUGGACCAGUUCUGUCCAAACGUCUAGGACCAGUUCUGUCCAAACAUGUGGGACCAGUUUGGACCAAUUCUGUCCAAACAUCUGGGACCAGUUUGGACCAGUACUGUCCAAACGUCUGGAGACUUGGGCCAGUACUGUCCAAACGUCUGGAGACUUGGGCCAGUACUGUCCAAACGUCUGGAGACUUGGGCCAGUACUGUCCAAACGUCUGGAGACUUGGGCCAGUACUGUCCAAACCUCUGGAAGCUGGUGCCAAGCUUGGAUCAGCUGUGCCUGCCUCAUUCUCCGUUUGGAAUUUUGGAAAACCUCUCCUGACGUUCUUGUGGGACAGACUGACGGCGUGACGUUUCUGUACCUACCGCUAAACACGGAGGCGUGUUCCAUAUGUGUCACUUUCCUCUCGUGUUGUCAUGGCUGCAGAGCUCGCAGACUCCGUGUCGUCUCCGCCGUAACGUUUUUCAGGUGAAGGAAUCGAACGUGAAGUCAUCACGGCAAACCUGCAGAGUGUUUAUCGCAGCAGAACUCUGAUCCCGCUCAGUCUUACGUUUGGACAGGACCAUGUGAUCAGAACCAUUCGGGCGUGAAAACGGCGAGGUUCUGUGGGAAGCUGGAACGCUCAGAUGUCACUCACAGCAAUGUGGCGUUCGGACGUGAGACAAACCUUCAGCGGCGAUGUUCUGGUUCUGAUCUAACUCAGGGAAAGUAGCGCUCAGAGGGACAUUCAGACACUUUUUCACCGUUAAAGCAGAAAAAAAGGAGAUCGGUUGUGAUCUGUGUUUGGCCAAAACAUUCAGGUGUAAACGGCGAGGUUCUGUCAUCUUCAGAGAACCCGGUGCGUCCACAUGGUUCUGGUAUAGUGUGAAACCGUUUCCUUUUGUUGGCUCUUGCUGUUUGGAUUUUUCUGGACCCGGUUCUGGUUUGGAAAAUUCUGCAGUGCAGAUGGAAUCUAGAGCAGGAAGACCUGGAUGAAGUGGACGGAUGUUUGAUCAGAAGGAGCAGACAUGGGCGGGUUCUGCGCUUUACCAUGAGGCAUUUCGGUCUUUCAGAACCUGGAUCGGAGCAGAUCAAAGAUCCUUCUGAUGGUAGAAACACAAACUGAAGGGCUGAGCGGCGGCCUCAGUGCCCCCCCUCACAUCAACACACCGGCGACGACGUCCUCCGCUGCCGUGACGGCGCUGGUUCUGCAGUUGAUGAAGACGUGGCACACAGGGGUGGGACGCUGUACGGCUGUGAGGGUUGCUCGCUGAGCCUCCCCCAGUUCCCAUCCCUGCUUUGGUUGCUGCCCCCCAUGCUCACUGGUGGGGGGCGUCGUGCACAGAGACUCUAGUGGCGGAAGGUUGUGGGUCAGCUGAACUGAAAGCUUUCCUGACCGCUGGGGUGCAGGACACUGGACCACAGGGCCGCUGCAUUUAGGUUUUGAUGUUUCCUCUGCUAUCGGACUCGGCCUCAUCAUCACCAGGAUGUGUCACUGCCAUGCCAACCGCUCCUCCCGAACGCCAACAAUCACGCCAAGCUGUGGUCGGCGCCGUUACUAUGACGCCAGGAUAACCUGUGCGGCGGCUGAUGUGGGCACUGAUGCUAAACGGCUAGCAUUCAUGUGGUUCUGGAAGGCUCAACGAAGAACCAAAGACCGACUUUCAUUCAGCCAGCAGACCCCCCCAGUGAGCGCUGGGGGGAGGUCCAGGGCUUCAUGGGGGGGCACAGACAUCCCAGAAUGGGUUUUGGCGUGGAUGCGGCCUCGCUCAGGGUGAACGCUGGCUCCUCUCAGCCUCACUGUGAUGAAGGACGCUGCAUCAGCAGAACUGCCGCCCAGAGGUUCUACCCUGGUGGGAGGUCUGUCACGCCCCCCACUGAAGCCAAACAUCCCAAAAUAAUAAUAAUAAUUGAUACUUUAUUUAUCCCACAAUGGGGAAAUUCUUCUCCACAUUUUGACCCCUCCCCUGGGGGUAGUAGUGAGCUGCAGGCAAGCCGUACUGGGGGGGGUGAUAGCUGGCAAGGGAGAGCGGGUAUCGAACCGCGAACCCUCCUGUUGAUGGACAACCUGCUCUCUCACCUGAGCUAAACUGCCGCCAAAAGAGUCUGUAGUUGCGGCGGCGCCUGGGUGGUAUCAGAGCGGUUUCAGCCAACGUGAGGCUGGACGGGUUUGAGACGUCCAGACUGGAGGUUCCACCUCAUCCCAACAGAAACGUUCUUCAGCGUGGAUCGUGUGAUCUGAACCGUCGUUUGUUCUGGAACGGCCAAAAAGGGCCCUGUCAUUGGCCGUGCCGUCAGAACCGCCGUGUAUUCUGGGACGGCGCAGAGCUGCCUGUCGUUGGCCGUGACGUCAGAACCGCCGUGUAUUCUGGGACGGCGCAGAGGUGCCUGUCAUUGGCCGUGCCGUCAGAACCGCCGUGUAUUCUGGGACGGCGCAGAGGUGCCUGUCGUUGGCCGUGACGUCAGAACCGCCGUGUAUUCUGGGACGGCGCAGAGGUGCCUGUCGUUGGCCGUGACGUCAGAACCGCCGUGUAUUCUGGGACGGCGCAGAGGUGCCGGUCGUUGGCCGUGACGUCAGAACCGUCACGUGUUCUGGGACGGCGCAGAGGUGCCGGUCGUUGGCCGUGACAUCAGAACCGUCACGUGUUCUGGGACGGCGCAGAGGUGCCGGUCGUUGGCCGUGACAUCAGAACCGUCACGUGUUCUGGGACGGCGCAGAGGUGCCGGUCGUUGGCCGUGACAUCAGAACCGUCACGUGUUCUGGGACGGCGCAGAGGUGCCGGUCGUUGGCCGUGGCCUCAGAACCGUCGCGUGUUCUGGGACGGCGCAGAGGUGCCUGUCGUUGGCCGUGACGUCAGAACCCUCACGUGUUCUGGGACGGCGCAGAGGUGCCGGUCGUUGGCCGUGACGUCAGAACCCUCACGUGUUCUGGGACGGCGCAGAGGUGCCUGUCGUUGGCCGUGGCCUCAGAACCGUCGCGUGUUCUGGGACGGCGCAGAGGUGCCGGUCGUUGGCCGUGACGUCAGAACCCUCAUGUGUUCUGGGACGGCGCAGAGGUGCCGGUCGUUGGCCGUGACGUCAGAACCGUCACGUGUUCUGGGACGGCGCAGAGGUGCCGGUCGUUGGCCGUGACGUCAGAACCGUCACGUGUUCUGGGACGGCGCAGAGGUGCCUGUCGUUGGCCGUGACGUCAGAACUGUCACGUGUUCUGGGACGGCGCAGAGGUGCCUGUCGUUGGCCGUGGCCUCAGAACCGUCGCGUGUUCUGGGACGUGGAAAGUGCCUGAAGUCUUGGUCACGAAUACCUGCAAAGAAAAAGGUUCAGGAAACAAAACGGGGUUUUCUAUACAGAUGAGUCCUUUUGACCGGUGGAUCUUUCAGAACAUAUACAUACAUGUGGAUCAGGUGUAUGCUGUACAUUUUCAGUUCUAUUUUUUUAUUGUUUUUAAAAUGGUCGAUGUAUCCGAGACAAAAGUAUCCUCUGGAAAUUAAAGGUGAAUCCUCAAACUGUG